Messenger RNA from Nicotiana tabacum (common tobacco), 2482 nucleotides. RefSeq lists its product as uncharacterized. The record is from RefSeq and is a predicted model, not a curated record. NCBI's taxonomy places the organism in Eukaryota, Viridiplantae, Streptophyta, Magnoliopsida, Solanales, Solanaceae.
UACUAUGGAGAUCGUUUAUGGUCAAUCAAAAAUGUCAGUUCCAAGAUUUGAGGAAGCACAAGUCCUGAGUCCUGACUCUGCAAUUUGUGUCAGUUUAUUUCUGAGACACCUCCUCUUGCCAAAUUCUCUUCAAAAGCUUCUUGAGAAUUUUAACACCUAAAGGGACUGGCCUGCGUUCGAAAUCUUGAUUUUUCCUUUAAUUAUAGUGUUCGAGUCAGUUUGUGCGUAUCUCAAUUAUUUUGUUUGGCUUCUGUAUUAGCCUCAAUGAGGAAGCCGAAGCCACCACCUGAUCACCAACAACCUCCACAACCACCCCCAAGAAACGGCGCAAUGCACCACCACCCAAAUCACAAUACCUUGUCAGCUAAUCCUGAGGUGCGCCAGGCGCUCUAUAUUGCCAUGGCACAUGCUAGCAUUGCCCUCACACUAUUCAUUCUUUAUGCUGUUGGUAAAUUGCUUCAAGAUUAUAUGAGACCUCUCUUAUGGGCUGUCCUCUGUUCAAUUCCUUUGAGGGGAAUUCAGCAAGCCCUUGUUGCAUUCUGGUCCGAACCUCUAAAACUAGGCCUUACAGAGACCAUAUUAGCCGUCCCCGUGGCUGUAUUCAGGGUCUUUGUUGGAACCAUUGUUGAGAUUAAAGAUAUGACAUUCAGUGUUGUUCAUAGGAGACGGAAACAGAACGAUUUAAGGCGUCAUAGAAGUGGAUUUUUUAUAUUGUUGAGGUGGCUCGUGUCGUUUUGGGUGUUUGUUAUAACCUAUGAGCAAAUUGGUGGUAUUGGAGCAGUAGCUCUUCUUGCAUUGGGAUUUAUGUUCACAGAUAACAGUGUGGACUCCACUAUUAAUGCUGUGACAUCUCUUAGGAGUCAUAGCUUUCGGAGACUCCCUAUUACUGCUUUCUUUACUAGAGGAAUAUUCAAAAGAUUGAAGACUAUUGUAGCUAUUGGAUUGAUUGUUGGAUUGGUUGUAGGAUCGUUGGCCAGUAUGAUUUUCUUCUCUUACAAAGUUGGAGUGGAGGGGAAAGAUGCAGUUUUUGCAUUGAAAUCACAUGUAGAAGAGAGUAACUAUGCUGAGAAAAUUGGCAUCAGGAUAUGGAUGGACGAACACGACGUCCCAGAGAUGGUCGAUAAGUACAGUACUCAGUUGUGUCAAACAGUAUUUGAUCAAAUAGAUAGCUAUGCUAUGCAAUAUAAUAUGACUGAGUUUGUUUCUGGUAUCAAACAGUUUGUAAUAACCCCAGCGAAUAACUCUUUUGAACGUUCCACAGCUUUGGCAUCGCGCUCCCCAAUGUUGAGCCUAAAAAGGAGGAUUAAGGAUCUUGAAUGGGGGCAAAUAUACACAGAAGUGGAUGCAAUUUUCAGGGAACUGCUGAUCACCAGAGUAGACUUGGUUGAGAAGGCGAAAGGAUUUGCUCGACGUGUACUUGUUAGCAGCAAAUCUGUUUUAGGUGGCAGUGUGAAGGUCAUGUUCUUGAUUGGGAAUUCCAUAGUUUCAGGAGCUGCAGGGCUUGUCAAUUUUAUAUCUCAGUUGAUUUUGUUUUUCUGGGUACUUUAUUAUCUUAUCACAACGGAGUCUGGUGGAGUAACAGAACAAGUGAUAUGUAUGCUUCCCAUUUCGCGUUUUGCAAGAACCCGUUUUGUUGAGGUUCUUGAUAAAGCUAUUUCUGGGGUUCUUUUAGCAACUGCUGAGAUUGCAUUCUUUCAAGGAUGCCUGACUUGGCUCUUGUUCAGAUUAUCUUCCAUACAUUUUUUGUACAUGUCAACUGUCCUUGCGUUCGUUAGUCCUUUGUUUCCUAUUUUCCCCUCAUUGGUUUCGACUAUUCCAGCAGCGUUGCAGUUGGUGCUUGAAGGUCGAUAUAUGCUGGCCAUUAGCUUAUCUAUUAUUCAUCUGGUGCUUAUGGAUUUUGGUACAUCUGAAAUCCAAGAGGAUUUCCCUGGCUAUAGUGCAUAUCUCACUGGUCUCAGCAUUAUUGGUGGAAUGACAUUGUUCCCUUCAGCAGUUGAGGGAGCUAUAAUGGGGCCACUAAUAACUACGGUCCUGAUUGCAAUCAAGGAUUUGCAUGUUGAGUUUGUUUUGGAAGGGCAAACGGAAUAAGUAUAUAUCACAAAUCCAAGUUUCCAAUGCCCGGUGAAAUGAAAAGCGCACUAAUUGAAAUUGGUUGCUUCUAUCGCACUUCCUGUGCAAUAGUCCACCAGUAGUGGAAGAUCAGAAGCCGUGAGAAGUGAUGCAACUUGUUUGAUGAGGAACCGUUGUAUGCACUGAACAUCUUCUUGAUUGAAGUUUUGUUCUGCGCCCUGCUUGUUUUGGACUCUCAUCAUCAAUGUUCUGACCAAAUUGAUUCGAGGAACUAACUUCUUUCUCCAGAUUUGUUAAUUUGUGUUCAUAAGUUGCCAGUUCUUUGGCUAUUUGGUAGUUAGUUUAAAGUAGGUUGUACAUUUAUGUUGGGAAUAAACCCCGUAAAAAUAGUAUUCACGGUAUUAGUGAUAAA